Molecule: messenger RNA, 263 nt
Organism: Racocetra persica
Lineage: Eukaryota; Fungi; Glomeromycota; Glomeromycetes; Diversisporales; Gigasporaceae
Source: the annotation of a GenBank genome assembly
AUACACUUCGCCUAAGGGCAGGAAUGUUUUCACAGGCAAAUGUGUUUUACGUUAUUUUUUUACGUGAACAUAACAGACGAUGUGAUGAAUUGUAUGCGAUUCAUGGUGACUCUUGGAAUGAUGAAACUUACUUUCAAGAAGCGAGAAGAUGGGUUAUUGCACUCCUACAAAAGAUAACUUAUUACGAAUAUGGAACUCCUUUACCAGUUUACAAAGGUUAUAAUCCAAGUCUUAAACCGGUUAUUGAUACUUUCUUUGCAACA